AUGAGUUUUGCUAUCAAAUUUUUAGCGCUUCUUGUAGUUGCAGUGUUUAUUGCUGAGGCGUUAUCAAUGCCAGCGGAGUCAGAUCAAAAUAAAGCAGAUAAACCUGCUGAAAAGUCGACAGAUAAAACAGCAGCUGUUGCUGAUGAUAAACCAGAAAGUGCUAGCGAUGUCACAGAUGAAUCAGAUGGAAGAAGAUGUUUUCUUGCAAAUUGUAAUGGAUGUCCACCAGGACAUAAGAAAGACAAAAAUGGAAAAUGCAGAAAAGUUGCUGGUUAA
Chironomus riparius is the source of this 276-nucleotide messenger RNA. NCBI's taxonomy places the organism in Eukaryota, Metazoa, Arthropoda, Insecta, Diptera, Chironomidae. The record is from the annotation of a GenBank genome assembly.